AUUUGGUCGUUUAAAAUAGACGCGUCGAGCGGCGGCGGGUAGUGAUACAGUGAUAACGCGUCGACGCCGACGCCUCCACCGUUGCCGCGAGUGACCGUGAAGUGUUUCUUGUUUGGAUUUUUGUUGCAUAGAUAUCAUAAGUCAAAAUGACGAUUCAACACGUGCCUAGUAAAGGAAGGAUAUCUAUAAUAAAAUUCCAGAAUUUCACCAUACAAAGAAGACAGCCUGUCAUACGAUUAGUGUACGGUUUCCUCCUAGUGGUCAUAGCGAUCAUUAUGGUGAUCAUAGAUCCCAUAGAAAUAUUCACAGAAUGGAAAACGCAGAUAAAGAACGACUCGUACAUAAUGCGGAUGUGGGAGAACCCUACGUACAAGCUGUACGCGGAUAUCUAUGUGUUUAACUACACCAACGUGCCGGAGUAUAUGGCGGGCACGGAGAAAACUCUGCGGGUGGAGGAGGUCGGCCCUUUCCAUUAUCAGGAGCUACGAACAAACGAGAACAUCACAAUCAACGAAGAGGAUGGGACCCUCACCAUCAUGCCUAAGAUCGUGUUGAAAUUCCUUCCAGAAGAAUCGAUAGACCACACCAAAAAUGUCAAGCUGUAUCUACCUAACAUCGCUCUAAUUGCCAUCAGCACAGUAGCAGCGGACCACUUGCCCUAUCUUGCCAACAGUGGCCUCUACCUCUCUGCGAAGACCAUGGGCUCAAACCUGUUCAACAAUAUGAACGUGCAUGAAUUCUUCUGGGGCUUCAAGGACCCCGUGGUCACGGUUGCCCAUAAGCUGUUCCCUGGCUGGAUUGAUUUUGACUCCGUUGGGUUGUUGGAUCGGUUCUAUGCCGAAAGCCCAACGAAAGUGGUGCUCGAAAUGAAAGAUGAGAAGAGACGUUACUCCAUCAACUCUUGGGGCGGCUUGGGAGGUAUCCCGCAGCAGGGUUUCACCAAUUUGAAUAGCAGCACCCUUUGCAAUCGCAUAAAGGGAUCGUACGAGGGUCUCAUGAUCUCACCUCGCAUGACUAGAGACAAGAUCAUCCCACUGUACAGACGACAAGCCUGCAGGAUCUUCCCCCUCACAUACGUCAAGGACAUGAAUGGAUACAGCGGACUUAAUUAUUAUAGAUACGAGAUAGCAAAGAACGCUUUCAGUAAGAGUUCGCCCUUCGCUUGCAACUGCACGUCAAAAUGCUUGCCUGAGGGAUUCGUCGAUAUUAGCGGUUGCUACUAUGGUUUCCCGAUAGCGUUGUCCAAGCCUCACUUCAUGGACGUGGACCCCGAGCAAGCCAGCUACUUCACCGGCAUGCACCCCGACCCUGAGAAACACACCACUAAGAUCGACGUCGAACCUACUCUGGGCGUUCCUCUAUCGUUAUACUCGAAGAUCCAAGUGAAUAUGGCGGUGCGUACUUCAGCUGGGAAUCCCAUCACCAGCCCGCUCAAGGAUAAGGUCCUACCUCUGGUGUGGCUGCAGAUGUACUGCAAGGAGCCCCCAGCAGACGUCAUCGAGCUGCUCCGCCUGCGGCUGAUCAUCGGUCCCCCCGUCGUCAUCACCAUCGAGGUCCUCCUCUUUCUCGUUGGCUUCUGCCUCGGCGUCCAAGGCGCCUACCGCCUCAUGAGGCCCAAGUACAAGCUCAAGGAAAUCAGACAGGACUCCAAGGUCAUCAGGAGGACCAGUAUCAGGAGGACUAGUCUUGUGAUUAAUAUUGCUGAGAAUAAGUGCUUCAGGGAAAGUGAUGAGACGGAGGCUGUCUCGCUCCUUGGAGAUCCUCGGGAGUUGCAAGAAUUCAUAAGUCGUUCGUGAAGGUUCAAAGUGAGCUUGUAGUAACUGGUAUUAGUUCAUAGCAUUCAAGUUAGUUUUUAACACCUAUAGUUGUGAGUUCCAUUUAUGGGAGCGAAAUUUUAUUUGCUUAGUCAUCACGAUAGGCCAAAGUAGGAUCUCACGUACCUAUUUGAAUCAUUUUGUUGAUGUAAGCAGGUUGACAAGCUUUCAUCCUACUAGUGUCCCCCAAAUUAAUUUUGAUGAACCUAUUUUCUGUAGUCUAGAAAGAAGGAGACAAUGCUUUUGUGUUAAAAUCAUCUAUAAAGUAAUCUUUAUACCAAAUAAAAUGUUUAGGUUCUAGGUACAUGAAUGUUGUGUCAGCCUUAAGAGCUGAUGAUGGCCUAAAUUAACAUUCCCUUAGUUUUAAAGUACUCCACCUAUUGAGUCGGUUGUAAGUCAUGUAAGCAUAUCACUGGUUGAAUUGUAAAUGUACCUAGUAAUUGUAGUUUGUUCAUAGAUUUUUAUGAACUAAUGUCAAAGUAUGUGUGCUAUGCCAAGAGAGCCUAUCUGUGAGAAAGACAAACAUAAAACAGUAUGCAUUUUAAUUAUUUUUGAUUUACCUAAACAUUUUUGGCAAUUAGAGACAAAGUAUGUUUUAUAUGUCAAAAUGUAAUGUUGUUAAAUAUUUUUUGGUAUUUCGUGAAAAGGAUCCCUAGAAAGUGCCAUCGGGUCCAAUGUUGGCUCCCGGUAAAAAUGAGCUAGUGGCAGGCAAUGUAAAAUAGGACUAAGUAAGUUUUGAAAUAAAUUCUUGGGAUAGCACAGCAGAUCAUCAAACUGUUUAUCGUCUGCGACGAUAAUGAUUUAUAUCAUAUUUCAAAGGUGGAUUCAGAGUCAAAUACUUUGUAGACGAAAAACAGAGUAUUAAUAGUUACCGUUGAGGUAUUUGUAAAUAGAACGGUUAAUUUCCUUGUUAAUGUAAUUAAUUUUAAUUAAAUGAUUAAAUGAACUUCACUUAAGAGUUCGCAGCCAGUUCGGCUCAAUUUCACCUUCCCAUAAAAACUAAUAUUCAUUCUAAUUUUAAAACAGCGUUGUAAAUAAACUUGACACAAUCAUAUGUGGCUUAUUUGUUUAUUGUAGUCCAAAUAUGUACAUAACUUCAGCUGAAAAUAUCGCACUAAAUAUGUAUAGCAAAACCAAGUUUUGUACAAGUUUAAUCUUGCUGUAUUUUAUAUUAUUAUAAUUAUAAUGGUACCAGAAGCCACAUAAAUGAAUUACUACGUUUUAUGGAGUGGAAAACGAGGCUUCUUGCAGACUCUUAAGUUCUAGUUAGGUUGUGCAGUUAGUACGAGUAUGGUGAUCGGGAUUGGUUGAAACCAUUUUAUAAUUUUAUUUAUUUUAUUUAUACACGUAAAACAAUGAAUAUUUUAAGUAAAUUGUGAACUGAUAUUGAAAUAAGAUUGAAUGAUUAGUCAAUUUAUAAAUGCAAUAUUUUAUAAGUACAAGAUAUUAAUUGGCGAAAUAGAUUAAGUCUAAAUAAUUUUAAUGAAUAGGGAGGCAUGACGCUUAGAAAAAAUAUGGUGAUAUAUAAUAUCUGUUUCUAAGUUUUUACUACACCAAAAUUUGAAAUAAUUGUAAUUUUAUUUGAUAAUUUAAUGAUUUGUUUUAUUUUAUGACGAAUUAUUUGCUUCGGAAAGUUAGGCCAUUUUUGUUAUAUUAUUAUAAUUUGUGUUUAAAAUUGUAUUUUGUCGAUAUCUAUACAAGUGUACCACUGAUCUGGGCCCGAUUUAACUCAAAGAAAAUAAGUGUCUAAAUAUUUGGUGUUUUCCUCAUCUAAUUGGUACCUAAUCUAAUUAGCAGCAAAAGUAGGAAUAAAUAAUAAAUGAUACUCGUAGUCACAUUACGAAAAAAUAUCUUAAGUGAAGUCGGGCCUUAAGCUUGGUAAGUGAAACCAGAUUAUAUCCAUAAAGAUAAUCAAUAUUGAAUCUCUAAAAUCUUGUAAAAACUAAGUCCUUACUUUAAAUUUAAGUUGGUAGGUGGUUAGACUAAAAUGAAACAAAACCUGAAAAAUUUGCUCAAUUGCUCUCUGUCUACAUAUUUAGGUUAUUUAUUUAUGUUUAAUGUUACUUAAAAACGAAAAGAAUAGUACAGACAAUUUACUUUGUUCGUUAUAAGAAUAGUGAAGUUAUGAACACAAAUAAUAAAAUAAUCUGGAGAAAACGUUUGCUAUGUAUACACUAUAUUAUGUUUAUAAUUUUAAUGAAACAAUACCUACGUUUUUUUUUGUGGCAAGUACUGAGGUCAUUAUCUAGAAUCCAAAAUUUACAUCGCAAACCAAUUGGACUUGGCUUAUUAUGUUUGUAGGUUAUAUAAAAUUGAUUUCAUGUCUACUAUUUUAUGUGUAUAUAUUUAAGUGUUCAAAACGCUUGCCUUUUAUUAGUAAGAUUUUUGUAAGUCACACAAUUGUCAAUUGUUUUUGUAAGUAAUAUUGAAUAAUCUGAUAGAUUUGCCGAACAAAAAUAAAACAUUUUUCUCAACUUUAUAUAACGUAAAGUGAGGCACAGAUUACAGUAGAAUCUCAAAAAAGGAACAAA
Molecule: messenger RNA, 4345 nt
Organism: Leguminivora glycinivorella
Lineage: Eukaryota; Metazoa; Arthropoda; Insecta; Lepidoptera; Tortricidae
Product: scavenger receptor class B member 1-like
Exons: 12
Coding region: 147-1796 (549 amino acids)
Cellular component (GO): cytoplasm; membrane
Molecular function (GO): scavenger receptor activity
Source: RefSeq, a predicted model, not a curated record